Messenger RNA from [Candida] anglica, 1044 nucleotides. The record is from the annotation of a GenBank genome assembly. Lineage: Eukaryota; Fungi; Ascomycota; Pichiomycetes; Serinales; Debaryomycetaceae.
AUCAUGAAAAUUCUCUCCGAUGAUGAAGUCACUGAAUUUUUGAAUUCUAACCUUUCUAAAGAUUCAAUUUUGGAUACUUUCCAACCAACUCUUUUGGAUGCACUUCAAAAUUAUCAAAAGAAUCCAGAAUCUAUUCCGCCUAGAGUAGUGCAACAAUCAUUAAAAUCAGAUACCACACAUUUAUUCAUGCCAUGCGUAUCACCCGAGGAAGUCGGAAUCAAACUAAUUUCAGGGGGACCAUCAAAUACACAACGUGGACUUGGAUUUCAAGGUGCUAUACUUGUAUUAGAUGAAGAUUCAGGGGCAUUGAAAGGAGUUGUCAACGCCAAGACCAUCACUGCAUUCAGAACUGCAUUGGCCACGAGUUUGGCCAUGACAGCUGUAUUGGAUCCAAGAGAUACUGCACUUGCAUUAUUGCCCUCUAUUGCCGUUUUUGGGGUUGGUGCGCAAGCUUACUGGCAUAUUAAAUUAGCAUUGGCUCUCUAUAAUAAUGUAAAAAAUGUUAAAAUUAUUAAUCGAACUAUUGAGAAUGCAAACGAAUUAAAACAAAGAAUGUGCCAAGAAUUUUCCAAUAUCAAUUUUGAAACAUAUCUGUAUGAUCAAGUGAGAUCUGAAGAUAUUCAACAAUGCAGUAUUAUAUUUGGUUGCACUCCUUCAACGACCCCAGUCAUAAAAGAAAACUACAUCAAUACUGAUAAGAAAUAUAAAAAAUUCAUAGGUUUAAUUGGAUCUUAUAAACCUCAUAUGAUUGAAUUGGAUUUGAAUUUCAUUCUUAAAGAGUACAAAAAUCCGCCUAAUCGAACCAAAAUUAUAGUUGAUUCAAAGCAACAUGCAUUGCAUGAAGCAGGUGAGUUAAUUCAAAGUGGGAUCGAUGCAACUCAAUUAGUGGAGCUCACGGAAUUGAGUAAAGCUAAUUUGAAUGAUUUAACCACUGAAGACAAUAUCACAGUGCUGAAGAUCGUCGGACUUUCCAUAAUGGACAUCUCAAUGGCUAAAUUUGUCUUGAAAGAAUCUAAAAAUGGGGUCAAUAUUGAAGAAUUUUAA